Molecule: messenger RNA, 1377 nt
Organism: Saxophila tyrrhenica
Lineage: Eukaryota; Fungi; Ascomycota; Dothideomycetes; Mycosphaerellales; Extremaceae
Exons: 2
Coding region: 1-1377 (458 amino acids)
Molecular function (GO): lyase activity
Source: RefSeq, a predicted model, not a curated record
AUGAACGGCACCUCAUCCCGUAACGAUACCUUGAUCCGAUUGACGGCCGCCCGUCUGAAAAAGAUAUCAACGACCGAAGUUUCACCGCAGCUCAAAGAAAAGACCACGUUAGCAAUCCUAGAUUACCUUGGAGCCGUUGCUUCCGGUCUCAAAGCCCCAUGGGCAUCUCAAGCAAUCAAGUAUGGUCGAAGCCAGCAAGGAGUGCGUGAAGCACACGCUUGGGGAUUGCAGGAAGAUGCUUCGGCCAAGACUGCUGCGUAUGUCAACGCACUAUUGGCACAUAGCGCGAUCCGAGACGACAUGCAUCUGAAGUCGAACAGCCAUAUCGGAGGCAUAGUCAUCUCAGCAGCUCUGGCACUGGCGCAACGAGACAACUGGAGCGGCGAUCAACUGCUGCGAGCUGUCAUUGGAGGUUACGAAGCUGCGUCCUUCAUCGGAACCGCCGUUCAGCAGAGCGCAGGCUACAACCGGCAUUUCCGACCAAGCGGCAUCUGCGGUGGAUUUGGUGCGGCAGCUGCAGCAAUCACGGCAUCGAAUGCCUCGGAAGACGUCGCGAUCAACGCUCUCGCGUUUGCUGCAAACAUGGGGAGCGGCGUCAACGAGUGGGCGUGGGCCGGUGGUGUGGAGAUCUACACCGAGAUGGGAUCGGCUUCGCAGGCUGGUAUUGAUGCGUUUGAGCUUGCGAAGGCUGGGCUUGAAUGCAGUGAGACGCUUUUGGAGGGCAGGGCUGGACUGUUCGCUGCGCUUGGGGCUUCGGAGGGCACGCAGCUGUACCAGGAGCGGCUGCAGACGGAGAUCGGCUCAGGACUGAUAGACGUCCGGUUCAAGCCAGUGGCUGGAUGCAACUAUGCGCAGACACCCAUCGCGGUGGCCAUCUGGCUGUCUCAAAAACAUGACCUGUCGAAGGGGAUCAAGAGCGUCCAUGUCGACUGCACAAGUGGCGCGAAGCAGUAUCCUGGGUGUGACAAUCCUGGUCCUUUCUCCAAUGUCCAGCAGACCAAGAUGGCUAUUCACUUUGGAGUCAGCACUGGGCUACUCCACGGCAAGGUCUCUGAGGAGCUCUUCAAGCAGUACGAUUCUCAAGACAUCGCCAAUGUGGUAUCAUGCUGUACGGUCGAGGCCGCGCAAGACUUUGAGCAGAGCUUCAAAGAGGGACGUCAGCCGGCAAGAGUCAGUGUUACGCUCAAGGACGGCAGCGUCGUGAAGGAAGAGCUUCCAGAUGUGCCGUGGUUGGAUGGAGAAGCUGUCCGCGCUCGGUAUGGCGAGAAGACUGCGGAGAUGUUGGGCUCUGACAGGUCAAGAAGACUUGCUGAUCUGUUAGGAGGUCUUGGGGAUCUCAAGGACUGCUCGGAUAUCUUCAAGUUCUUCAAAGGUUGA